AUGAAUAGGACAGAGCAUGAACAAACACUAUUUGGCACUGUUCAAGAAAGCACACACAUGGGCAGUUUGAAGAACAGUGAAGGUAGAUGCACUUCAGAAGGUCACAUGGAAGGAGUCUUAAAAAAGUUCAAACAUGACAAACUAGAAACUGCAAGAGGUCAUUUUUUGCAACAGAAAAGUUUAUUUGGAGAAGCCGAUAAACAUCUCAAAAUGAAACAAGAACAAGCAUUAACUUUCAGUAAUGAUAACUGUUUUAGUAAUCACAAUGUUUUCAGAAACUCUAAAACUGCAAGAGCUGCUAGUGUCACAGCUAAUCAAACUAAACAUGUAGAAGCAAAUGAACCUAGACUAGCAACUCCUAAAAACAGUCUGUUGGAUGAGACAGCCGCAAUAAACAAUGUAACUAGAUUGUUUCCUAUUGAAGAAACAACAGCAGCUUAUAAUAGAAACAGAGAAAAUGGUUGGAGAAGAUUCCAGCCUAUCAGUAAUGAUUUAAUGCAGCAAUCGAAACCAGACAACCAACAAUCCCAUAGCUUUGUUGAGCUUCCUGCAAAUAUUAAACACAAGUUUGGCAGCCGUAACUGUGAAGAGCUACUUUGUGACAAAGAUUUGGUGGCUCUGUCCAUUGAUAGACAGAAGCCACUCUUCAGGCAUCAAAGAUCAUCAAAGAUACAAAAUGCUACCAGUCUCCAAGUGAAUCUUGAUGGUGAUUAUGAAAACAUUGGUCAGAAUCUUCGGUAUGAUAUAUUUCCUGGUUUUACCACCGACCAUACCAUCAGCCAGGGGCAUCAAGACUUCACUAACCAGGUUCAUCUCAGAAGAGGGAAAAAUCCAGAUACUUUUCACCACAAAAGAGAUGAUCUAAUUAUAUGGUCAGAGCAGAACAUUCUGCGGGAGCGCACCAAGAAGGCCUGGGAUGAGAAAUUUACGCCAGACAGAAAGCAACCAUAA
Candidula unifasciata is the source of this 951-nucleotide messenger RNA. NCBI's taxonomy places the organism in Eukaryota, Metazoa, Mollusca, Gastropoda, Stylommatophora, Geomitridae. The record is from the annotation of a GenBank genome assembly.